Molecule: messenger RNA, 127 nt
Organism: Dentiscutata heterogama
Lineage: Eukaryota; Fungi; Glomeromycota; Glomeromycetes; Diversisporales; Gigasporaceae
Source: the annotation of a GenBank genome assembly
AUGUGCAAUUUCUUUGCGUGCCGACAGGCCAUAAAUCCUCCAAAACAUAAAUUAACAAUGAUUGUCGACACGACAGGCCAUCAAAUUAAAAAUAAUGCAGAAUGCCAGUGCAACACUCCAGGGUUGG